UUCUUAACAUUUAUUCCCGAACGCUUAUAUUUCGGCUGAACUCGACCUUACAUACAGAAUGCAAAGAACAGAAGUGUUCGCGGGGAAACAAGCACAGUAAUGCCGGUGAAAGAGACACUCGAUGAUUUGUAAUAAAAAAUAGACUAGAAUAUCGCGGCAACGCUGAUCCUGAUUGUCCCGUCAAUAGUCGUCUCUUUUGCUAGCGCACAGUUUCGCGAGAAAAAAAGAGAAAAUCUAGGAAUUUACUAAGAAUGCCUCCAAAGGAUGCCUCGAAAGACACGGAGAUCCUGUGGUCUGAUAUAGCCGGUCACAUUUUAGUAAAUGCAAUCUCCUAUCCUAUUGAAUAUGCUAAGGUUCUGAUCGAGAUUGGGUAUGAACCUAUUCCACCCAAACCAACUGUAACAUUGUUUGGAAAACCUGCAUUAAAACUACCUAAUGCUUUUACGUAUAUUAAAUACAUAAAGAACUUGGAUGGAUUUACAGGCUGCUACAGAGGCUUAGUACCCAAGGUAUGUUCCUAUACAGUCAGUACAAUAGCGUGCGACAAAACUUUAGAAUAUCUUCAGUCGAACUCAGUGGAACAGACUGAGGACGAAGACGAUGAGGAUGAGAGAGUGAGACGUAAAAGAUGCAUGAAUGAGAUCAUCAGGGAUGUGAUCAGUAGAACAGUCGCGAUCAUAGUUAGUCAUCCUUUGGAAGUCAUUUCAUUAAGGAUGAUUGCACAAUUUGUGGGUAGAGAGACAAAAUAUAGUAGUCUAUUUGGUUCGUUCCUGGAGAUUUAUAAGGAGAAUGGGAUCCUAGGAUAUUACGCAGGAUUGAUACCGCGUGUAAUAGGAAGCGCUGCAGUUAUAGUUCUAACUGGUAUCUCUACAUACGCUAUAAAUAAUUACGUUAUACAGGAGCCGGCGAUGAAACCAUACACUGCAUCAACCAUGAAAUUUGUAGCUACAACCGUUAUGUACCCGUUCUUAGUGGUAUCUCACUGCAUGGCAGUAAAUGACUGUGGGUUGGUAGCUGGUCUUCCACCACACAUGCCGAUCUACAAGAACUGGCUGCAUUGUUGGACCCAUCUGUCGACUCAUAAUCAGCUGAAGAGAGGCAGCAGUCUGUUAUGGCGUUACUAUACUGGACCGCAAAUGCUGCUGAAUGGCAAACUGAUACCAAUUAUGAGCAAUAACUUUUACCAGCCUAGUUCGUAAUGAGCGUCUUAAACAUAUAGAUACAGCCGUAUAAAAAGGAAAAGGAAAAAGAGAAAGUUUGGUUUCAACGAAUUUAUGUAGGAAGAUCAUACAAGAAUUUGCGUGCACUGAACAUUCUUGUAAGAUCGAGUCAUUAUCAAUACAAAAUAAUAGAAAAAAGAAGACAAAUCCAGUUAGGAUCAAUCGAGAUGAUUGUAGUUGAAAGGUAAUCGUAAUUAAGUGUCAUUGCAACAUUUUGUAAUGAGAAAGUCAACAUUCAUUAAACAAAUCCUCAAUGUGCAUUUAUAAUAACUGCGAGAUUAAUAGAGGUUGUUUCUUACCACACAAACGCGUCAUGAUUUUUAAUCUAAUUUUUAAAAAAGAUAACACAUCUGCGCGCCUACAUAAUCACCUUGAUCGAUCCUACAUCUCCAGAUCACAUAUGCGAUACAGUACUUGUAAAUAAAAAUAAAUAAAUUGGAACAAACACAUCGAAUAGUUGUGCGAUAAAAAAAAUGAUGCUGGAAGAAGUGAGAUAUAUAUUUUUGAUAUAUUUUUACUAUAUUGACAAUUAGACUUUGUUUCGACAAUUACUGAUUUACAAUGGCCUCCUCUCUACCCUUCUUGUCGAUAAUUGGUAAGAUUUCGACGAGUAUUGCAUUUGUCGUAUUAUAAUCAUUACAUAUGUAUAUACACGCACGCAUGCACAAACGCAUACACGCACAAGGUGUUCAGCAUAACGGUCCGCACGAUUUUUUAAAUAUUUCCUACAGUUAAGGGGAUCCUAAAGCCAUCUGUAUUAUUGACUAAAACAUAUGGUUUAAUAUUUUUAUAUAACUAUUAU
Messenger RNA from Mycetomoellerius zeteki, 2022 nucleotides. RefSeq names its product Mitochondrial carrier homolog 1. Bases 252 to 1199 code for a protein of 315 amino acids. NCBI's taxonomy places the organism in Eukaryota, Metazoa, Arthropoda, Insecta, Hymenoptera, Formicidae. The record is from RefSeq and is a predicted model, not a curated record. The transcript has 9 exons.